This is a messenger RNA of Acanthopagrus latus (yellowfin seabream), 8042 nucleotides long. RefSeq names its product Rap guanine nucleotide exchange factor (GEF) 2 (gene rapgef2). The record is from RefSeq and is a predicted model, not a curated record. Gene Ontology annotation, biological process: small GTPase-mediated signal transduction; positive regulation of ERK1 and ERK2 cascade. The coding region runs from base 759 to 5537 and encodes 1592 amino acids. Gene Ontology annotation, molecular function: protein binding; guanyl-nucleotide exchange factor activity. The transcript has 29 exons. NCBI's taxonomy places the organism in Eukaryota, Metazoa, Chordata, Actinopteri, Spariformes, Sparidae.
CUGAAAUAUGCCACACGCCUUUCAUUGUCUCUUUGUGUCACCGUCAAAACGCCGUUGUUCUCCCCGGAGCUUUAUUUUGAAAACGCGUCCCGGAUGUGCGCCCGCUAACUAUGUCCGGCUUUACCCUGCUGUGUCAGUCACCAUGGUGGCACACAACAGAGCGCAGCGGCGGCGGAGCUACCCUCACUUUUAGACCCAGGAAAAAAUGUUAUUAUAAUGCAUUUUCUCAGUGAGUGUACUCGGGUCCGGCUCUCAUCAUGGACGCCAGGUCGCUGUUGACGGGAUAGCAGUUAGCCGUUAGCUUACUUUUUUGGGGGGUGGUGGUGUUUGGCGGCUCCUACAUGGAAUUUCGUUCCGUUGCUAGCAGAAUGCCGAAGAGACAAGGAAUGGGUUUGAUGAACGCUGGCUCCGAUAAAGGGACAUUUUCCGACUUGAGAAAAUAACUCCCGCAGACAGUUUCAGCCGCGCUUCGUGGAGGAGUCAGCUCCUCCGGUGUUUAGGGCAGCCGGUUUCGGCCCGGGCAGCAGAGCGACGGACAACCCCCGAGGAUCCUGCUCGGCUGUCUGGCUCCAGUCGUGGCCUGGCUCCGGGCACUCCCAGCUCACCCUGCUAGCAUCGGAGCACAGCCGACAAGAAUAAAGCAAAGACAGCGGGGCGGACUUUUCUUUUUAGUUAAUAUCCGCGACGCUGGAUAUUAAAACGCGUCUUCUGUCAGGAUAAGAGCUUCACAGAGCCUCCAGACGGCGUCUUCCAAAACAAUGGCGUCUUAUGUGGAUAACAGCUUUCGGCAGGCUGUGAUGAUGAAUCCGGCUGAAAGGACGCAACAGGACCUGGAGAUCGUCUACUCGUAUCUCCAUGGGAUGGAGGCCUUGUCCAACCUGCGAGAGCACCAGCUGAGGAUAAUGUGUGAGACGGUGCGUUACGAGAGACACGAGGCCAAUGAAGUGCUGUACUAUCCUGAUGACAUCGGAAGCUGCUGGUACAUCCUGUUGUCCGGCUCCGUCUUCAUCAAAGAGUCCAUGUUCCUGCCCAGAAGCAGUUUUGGGAAGCGAUCAGCCGGCAGCCUGCGACGCGGAUGUGAGUGCAUCGUCCUGGAACCCUCAGAGAUGAUUGUGCUCCCCGCAGACUUCAGCAGACUUCACCUGGCCGACGGCUUGCACCCACAGGUGACCCACGUCUCCUCCAGCCACUCAGGAUGUAGUAUCACCAGCGACUCUGGAAGCAGCAGCCUGUCAGACAUUUACCAGGCCACAGAAAACGAACCAGGCGACAUGGACCUCAGUGGCUUGCCAGAGACGGCCGUCGACUCGGAGGAGGACGACGAUGAGGAGGACAUCGAGCGAGCGUCCGACCCCCUCAUGAGCCGGGACAUCGUGCGGGACUGUCUGGAGAAGGAUCCCAUGGACAGAACUGACGAUGACAUAGAGCAAUUACUGGAGUUCAUGCAUCAACUGCCAGCAUUUGCCAACAUGACCAUGUCAGUGAGGAGGGAACUCUGCGCCGUCAUGGUGUUCGCUGUGGUCGAACGAGCCGGCACCAUCGUUCUCAAUGAUGGAGAGGAGCUGGACUCGUGGUCGGUGAUCCUGAACGGUUCGGUGGAGGUGACGUACCCCGACAGCCGGACAGAGAUCCUGUGCAUGGGGAACAGUUUUGGGGUCUCACCAACAAUGGAGAAGGAAUACAUGAAGGGCGUCAUGAAGACCAAGGUGGACGACUGCCAGUUUGUGUGUAUAGCCCAGCAGGACUACUGCUGCAUCCUCAACCAGGUGGAGAAGAACAUGCAGAAGGUGGAGGAGGAAGGGGAGAUCGUUAUGGUGAAAGAACACCGCGAACUGGACCGCACCGGCACCAGGAAGGGACACAUCGUCAUCAAGGGCACAUCGGAGCGUCUCACCAUGCACCUGGUGGAGGAACACUCAGUGGUGGACCCCACCUACAUCGAGGACUUCCUGUUGACCUACAGGACCUUCCUCUCCAGCCCAAUGGUCGUGGGCAAGAAGCUCCUGGAGUGGUUCCACGACCCCAGUCUCAGGGACAAGGUUACACGGGUAGUCUUGCUGUGGGUAAACAAUCACUUCAAUGACUUUGAGGGUGACCCUGCCAUGACUCACUUUCUGGAAGAGUUCGAAAGCAAUCUGGAGAAAGAAAAAAUGUGUGGGCACCUCAGACUGUUAAAUAUAGCGUGCGCUGCUAAAGCCAAGCCGCGGCUGGUGACACUGACCAAGCCGUCCAGGGACUCUCCUCUGGCCUUCAGCCUGCUCGGAGGUCAGGAGAAAGGUUUCCGCAUCUUCAUCGAUGCUGUGGAGGCAGGCAGCAAGGCAGCAGAGGUCGGCCUUAAGCGUGGAGAUCAGAUCUUGGAGGUCAACGGGCAGAACUUUGAGAAUGUCCAGCUCAGCAAAGCCAACGAGAUCCUGAAGAACAACACCCACCUGUCCAUAACUGUGAAAACAAACCUUUUAGUGUUUAAAGAGCUGCUAACCAGGCCAGAGCACGACCACGAUUUGGACGGCGAGGAGGAACACGACAGAAAGAACGGCGCACCCCACCUCCCGAAGAUCGGAGACAUCAAGAAGGCCAGCCGCUACUCCAUCCCCGACCUGGCGGUGGACGUGGAGCAGGUGAUGGGCCUGGAGAAGGUCAGCAAGAAGGCGAAGACCAACACGGUGGGAGGACGCAACAAGCUGAAGAAGAUCUUUGACAAGACGCUCACCAGCAUCCUGCCGCCUAAACCGUACAAUGACGUUUGCGUGGGCCAAUCGCAGGACGACAGCAUUGUGGGGAUGAAGCAGUCCAAACAGAUCCCACCACCGCUGCCCGUCAGUGGAAACCUGUCGUCAUCAAACCCAGACCUGCUGCAGUCUCACCACCGCAUCCUGGACUUCAACAACCAGCCUGUCCCGGUCGUAGUCAAUAUGUCGGAUCAGGUGUUACGAGUCUUCAAGGCGGACCAGCAGUCUCGAUACAUCAUGAUCGGGAAGGACACGACCGCUAAGGAGGUGGUGGCCCAGGCUAUCAGGGAGUUUGCCCUGACUACAGCAGCAGACGCUUAUUCACUGUGUGAAGUGUCCGUCACACCAGAGGGCGUCAUCAAACAGAGGCGGCUUCCCGACCAGCUGUCGAAACUGGCCGACAGGAUUCAGCUGAGUGGAAGAUACUACCUGAAGAGCAACAUGGAGACGGAGACGUUGUGUUCAGACGAGGACGCUCAGGACCUCCUGCGAGAAGGCCAGAUCUCUCUGCUGCAGCUCAGUACAGUGGAGGUGGCCACUCAGCUCUCCAUGAGGGCUUUUGAACUCUUCUGUGCCAUCGAGCCCACAGAAUACAUCGACGACCUGUUCAAGCUGCGCUCCAAGACGGGCUCGGCCAGCCUGAAGCGCUUCGAGGAGGCCAUUAACCACGAGACCUUCUGGGUGGCCACGGAGGUGACGCGAGAGCCGAACCAGCUCAAACGCAUGAAGACCGUCAAGCACUUCAUCAAGAUCGCGCUGCACUGCCGCGAGUGCAAGAACUUCAACUCCAUGUUCGCCAUCAUCAGUGGUCUGAACCUGGCUCCAGUCUCCAGACUGAGGGGGACGUGGGAGAAGCUACCGAGCAAGUACGAGAAGCUGUUCGGAGACCUGCAGGACCUCUUCGACCCGUCAAGAAAUAUGGCCAAGUACAGGAAUGUCCUCAACAAUCAGAACCUCCAGCCGCCGAUUAUCCCCCUGUUCCCCGUCAUCAAGAAGGACCUCACCUUCCUACAUGAAGGCAAUGACUCUAAAGUGGACGGCCUGGUGAACUUUGAGAAGCUGAGGAUGAUUGCCAAAGAAAUUCGCCAUGUUGGUCGCAUGGCCUCCGUCAACAUGGACCCGGCCCUCAUGUUCCGGACCAGGAAGAAGAAGUGGAGGAGUUUAGGGUCCUUAAGCCAGGGUAGUGCCAAUGCGGCAGUGCUCGACGUCACCCAGACAGGCGGGCACAAGAAGCGAGUGCGACGCAGCUCCUUCCUGAACGCCAAAAAGCUUUACGAGGACGCCCAGAUGGCCAGGAAGGUCAAACAGUACCUGUCCAACCUCAGCCUGGAGACGAACGAGGAGAGUCUGCAGACGCUGUCGCUGCAGUGUGAACCCUCCAUCAGUACAUUGCCCAAGAAUUCCAGUGGGAAGCGACCAGACACCUCCCCGGUCGUGUCCAGAGCUGCCAGCCAGCAGCGGGGCCAGCUGGCCAAAGGGAACCAGGCCCUGCAGGUCCCCGCUGUGGCCCUUUACCCAUCCCGCAAGAAAGUGCCAGUCAAGGAUCUGCCACCAUUUGGCACCAGUUCCCCUCAGUCUCUGAAGAAGAUCCUGUCUCUGUCUGAGGAGGGGAACGAAAGGCACCGCAGGCAGCCAGAGGACACCGUGUCCAACGCCUCCUCCCAGCUCUCCUCCCCUCCCACCUCCCCCCAGAGCUCACCCAAGAAGGGUUACAACCGGAUGGGAGACGCCUACUCAGACUCGGGUCACAGUGAGAUCUCCUCUCGCUCCAGCCUCGUCAGUAACUCCUCGUUCGACAUGGCCCAGGAGGAGAGGAGGCUGCGUCACUCUGGAGGAGUCGGGGAUUCACACAUUGUGGGAGCGCGACUGGAACGAAGAGCCACCACCGACCCGGAUCAGUACAGCCUCGGGUCGUAUUCGUCGAUGCAGGACUGUCGGGGCAUUUAUACCGGCUGCCCCACAGUUCUCUCCUCGCCCAGUUCAGAGGAGCUGACUCAGGAUCAGGGCGAUCGCGUUUCCCUCGACGCCGCAGACAGCGGCCGUGGCUCCUGGACUUCCUGCUCCUCUGGUUCCCACGACAACAUCCAGACCAUGCAGCAGGGGCGUAGCUGGGAGACUCUGGCCUUUGGAAGCGGAGGCGGAGGAGGCAUUGGAGGACUCCCACCAGGCGGACCAGAGGCCUUACUGGGGGGGCCUGCUGCACUGUGGGCAGCCCAGGCCAGGGGGAGCUGGGCGUCCGCCAGCUCGUCCUCAUCCUCAGCUGCGUACUGGGGGGAGGACUCUGAAGGAGACACUGGCACCAUCAAGAGGAGAGGAGGGAAAGACGUCAACGCCGACCCAGAAACAAGUAGCAUCACGUCCACCGGGUCAGAGGAGGCCAAGCAGCUCGGACGGCCGUCCCCGUCCCCGAUCACCGCUGGGGGUAAAGGCCUCCUCUCGCGGAAAGAAAGCCGUUACCGUGAGCCUCCCCCAACUCCCCCCGGCUACACCGCCCUGACCAUCUCCGACCUCGCUGAAGGGCAGCACCCGCCCCCGUCUGUCCCCACGUCCACGGUGACCCACACGGGCCGCCGGCCGCCCGACUACACCACGGCCCUGCAGCGCUCACGCAUGGUCACUCAGUCGCCCGACUCCCAGGCCCACCAGGGGGCCAAACAGCGGGCGGGCGGCCUCCACCGCACGCGCUCACCGGCCGAGGAUCAAGAUGCUGAGGAGGAAGAGGAGGGUGAGUCCUUGUCUCCCAAACUAAUCGCUCUGAGGAAGCCAAAGCCAGUGGCACAGCAUACACCUGAGACUCCCAGACCAUGAGAGUGUGUGUACGGGGGUUAACAGGCAGGGCCCCUCUCCCCAAGGCAGAGGAUGAACAGGUGUCAGCGGUCUGAGGGACAACGAGGACGUCCUUUUGCAGUAACUUGAAGUCCCCCUGGUUUGGGGUGAGACAGACAGACAGACAGACAGACAGACUGACAGACCAAUGGACUCAUCAUCAGUUACGUACGUGCCUGCCUCCUCCACUCGGCUCUCCCUCCUGAUCGGUGGACUCCUCUGCUCGUCUCCCUCCCCUGCCUUAAAGCAUCAUCGGGGGUUGAACGACCCUGCAUGCAAAAAAUACUGUGAAGAAGAAGAAGAAUCAGAAGAGAUGGAGAGAAGGGCAAAGACGAUGACAUGAAACGCCUGGCACUUUGGAAAAAAAGACUGCAGAAACCUGAACUGGUGCCGGGGAGGCAAACACACAAAACCACAUUAGAUGUUGCUGUUAGAAACGAGACAAAACCGCAGAACUCACCUGUUAACACAACAGCAUCAUGACGUGUCGAGCUUCAUCUGCACUUUCUCAUUUUCUACUUUCUAAAAAAAAAAACAACAAAUAAAAACAAAGACUAUCGUUUGAAGACGCAGAGGAACAGCAGUUGACUUGACUCUUAAUUUUCCAGAUCGAUUUCUUUACGUUUUUUUGUUCUCUUCGUUGAUUGAUUGCACUCUGGGGGCUGAAAACAGAAGAUUUCUCUGCCUGGACUGAAACAACCCGUCUGUUGUCGAGUGUUUGAACUCUGAAUCCAGUAUUAUCUCAUGUUCCACAUGUGAAAGCUUAUCAAGUGUUGGUUCAAAUCAAAGCUAGGAGGAGGAGGAGGAGAGAGCCUGGUAGGGAGAACCGACAUGCACAGUGUACUGACACACACACACACACACACACACACACACACACACACACACACACAUUCAUUUCUUAAAAAUAGCACUUUCAGCACAAUCCUAGAUGUUCCCAGACAUUCGGGCCUGGAUACCAGGGUAUGAUUGAUCCAUAUCUGACUGUCAUCCCACCUCGGAGCUCGUCUGGUUAUAUCAGAGUCUUUUUAGCAUCCUGUUGCUUGCUGUUACGUAGAGAGUGUUUUGUAACCGACCUGUAGGUGAUAUCGAAAAAGCACAGAGCUUAAAACUGAGCGAACAUGUCGGACUCCAUCAUGUUGGUCUCAAAUCACAAAGUGCAGCCUGACGUCAGGUGUGAAUCAAAGGACGAGCUCACCGACCGACCGACCGACCGACCGACCGGUGGGAACAUCAGCGUAUUUGAGAAGCUGCUGUAAAUUGUGAGUGUUCCCUGAACUGAUCUUGUACAGAGUCUUAUAAAAACCCAUAUCGCCCUUCAGAAUAAAAGCAUCCACAAAUUCAGAUUUGGCUUCUUUUUCCAACCUGAACCACAUUUUUUUGUGAAUGUCCAAAGCGCCUUACGAUGCCAUGAUUGCAUACAUUUUUUUUGCGUGUGGUUGUUCCCCCGUCACAAAUCACCUUGCUUCAAGAGCGGUCUUGAAUCAAGCAAUAGUGGAGUGAAAUGCCUUAUUCAAGAAACUUCCCCCGAUGUUUUUAUAAUAUAUUAAGACUCAGUACAAGAUGAAGCCGAGCAUAUCCUUCCUGUUUUGUUCUCACCUGUUACAGUGUCGUAGAUGUUUCCUCCCUCUGCUGUUGUGCUGAUAGAUUCCUCCUCAGAACUCACCUGUUACAGACAUCAGCUCCGCGGAUGCUGUUUGUAUAUCGCUAACGCCUGCGUCCAGUUUUCCACCAUAUCUCGCCAUCGAACGUGGAAGAGACUGAAGAUGUUUUUUUAAUUUCUUUGACUCCGGUGGGGAAGUCGACAUAUGAAGAUUUUUUUCAAGGCUGCCAAUCAGAACGAUUAGAAAUCCAAUUGUGAACCUUUUUGUUGUUGUUUUCUUCUUCUUCUAUCACUGAGUCGCACUGAUCACAUUGAUCAGUCUCGGAAACUACAGACUGAGAAAAUAAAAAAGCUGAACGAGUGCAGUGUUUUCCACUGUGUUCUGUGACUUCACACUAAUAAUUUCCCGGGUUUCUCUUUUUUUUUUGUUCUUGUACUUUUUUUGUAACGGCUGCAGAUAGAUUGUUAAUAAUUUGUUUGUACUACAGUGGUGACAUGCAUCAUUCACUUUCAUUCAACUCUCUGAUGAUAAUGUGCAUAUUAGCGGGCAGAGUCCUAUUUCGAAAAACAAAAAGUUGCACAAAAAUGUUCAAGCGUAAAGAUAAGUGUAGUAGGUAGAACUGCUACUCCUGUUUGAUGUGUGAUGUCAGUGAGAAAUGUACAUUUAGCUGGUGAUGACCUUCUUUUCUUCAUUUGUUCUUGUACUACUUUGACCUGUAUGUCUUUUAAAAAGACAAUUGGUGGAGUAUGUAUCAGUUGUUUUUGUAUUUUUAAUACAAUAAUUGUAAAUAUUGGUUAUAUUUUUGUUCAAAUGUACUAUGUUUAUGCCUCAACAUCCAGUUUAUAUGAAGCUGGGAAUCAAUAAAUACUGCAUAAAGAAUCAA